GAGAGUUCUAACUGUAAUUGGGUAAUUACUACUGAAAGUAGCAAGAUGGCAGCAAACCCUCCAGGUCAAGGUGUGUUUAAGGAGAAAAUUUAGAGGUGAUGUUCUGUUCCCAUUGAAGUCAUUGGGACCAGGAUUUCAUCCUCGGCUCUUGUACACUGAAUUUGACUCUUGGUUGCCAAGCUGUGCAUCUGGGAGCAUACUGAAGGUCCAAAGAGGCACAGUUCUGCAAGUGAGAACAAAAGAUGAGAGGAGAUCUUAGCCAUCAAGAAUAGAUAACAAGAGCUCGAGACCAUAACGAAACACAAAACAAAGACUGGUGCUGCUGCUGAUGAUGAUAUACUCAUGCACAAAGCUGGGAACAAAGAAGGUUUUCAGAAUAAAAAUAGGGUUGCAAUCUUGGCAGAACUAGACAAGGAGAAGAGAAAAUUACUUAUGCAAAACCAGUCUUCCACAAAUCACCCUGGAGCCAGAGUUCUGCAGCCAUUCUGCCAAACAUCUGAUCUUCCCAUCAUGAAGAAUAUGGACCCAUGCGUUGCACUUGCAAGAUCUUCCCUUAACAAGGAUUUCCGGGAUCAUGCCGAGCAGCAGCACAUCGCAGCACAGCAAAAAGCAGCGUUACAGCAUGCACAUGCACAUUCUUCAGGAUAUUUCAUAACCCAAGACUCUGCAUUUGGAAAUCUUAUUCUUCCUGUCUUACCUCGACUAGAGUCGGAAUGAGGGAUGUUAUUUCUCAGAAUGAAGGAGAUGAA
Malaclemys terrapin pileata is the source of this 749-nucleotide messenger RNA. It is a transcript of the gene INIP, whose product is annotated as INTS3 and NABP interacting protein. Gene Ontology annotation, biological process: DNA repair. Bases 343 to 717 code for a protein of 124 amino acids. Gene Ontology annotation, cellular component: SOSS complex; nucleus; nucleoplasm. The transcript has 8 exons. The record is from RefSeq and is a predicted model, not a curated record. NCBI's taxonomy places the organism in Eukaryota, Metazoa, Chordata, Testudines, Emydidae.